AACACUUUUCUCCCAGCAGCAUCCUCUCCUGCCUCCUCCAUCUGAGACGGUGUGCUGCCGUUUCCGUGGCAACGGCUGAGUCAUACUCGGCCUCCGUCUGCUCGCCUGCCGCAGGCUCCUGAUCCCAAUGAGCUGAAAGUGCAGCCUCUCACACGGAGCGGAUCUCCAGGGCCGUCUCGCAAAUGCCGUCCGUGGUUGGCACGUUUGAUUUGGGUUUGCCAGUGCCGGGGCAAGCCGGGUGAUCCAAUGGGUAAUAUCUCUGGUGCGGUGAAGCAGUGCCUCAGCUAUGAAUACCUCAUCAGGGAGCAGCCGUGGCUCUCUGAUUUAAUUUGUCAGCAUCAGGGCUCUGGGAGAAGCAAACUUCCAGAAUGCGUGAAGAUAGUAGAAGUCGGACCAAGAGAUGGGCUACAAAAUGAAAAGGAAUUUAUUCCAACAAGAACAAAAAUUGAAUUCAUCGACAUGCUGUCAGAAACAGGCCUGACUGUUAUAGAAGCAACAAGCUUUGUGUCUUCAAAAUGGGUGCCUCAGAUGGCUGAUCACACAGAAGUCUUAACUGGAAUAAAGAGGCACCCUGGUGUUCGGUACCCAGUGCUGACUCCCAAUCUACAAGGCUUUCAAGCUUCUGUGGCGGCUGGUGCUACAGACGUGGCUGUCUUUGGAGCGGCUUCGGAGACGUUCAGCCGAAAGAAUAUUAACUGCUCUAUUGAAGAAAGCAUGUGGAGAUUCGAAGAAGUGGUCAAGUCGGCGAAGGGGGCCAAUAUCCCAGUUCGGGGCUAUGUGUCCUGUGUGCUGGGCUGUCCAUAUGAAAAACAUACUGAACCAGGUAAAGUGGCCGAGGUGGCUAAAAGAUUAUUCAGCAUGGGAUGUUAUGAAAUUUCGCUGGGGGACACGACUGGAGUGGGCACCCCAGGGGCCAUGUCUAAGAUGUUAGAGCGAGUUCUGAAAGAAGUGCCUUGUGAAGCCCUUGCUGUUCACUGCCAUGACACUUAUGGACAGGCCCUGGCCAACAUCCUGACCGCCUUGCAGAUGGGGAUUUCAGUGGUGGACUCCUCGGUUGCAGGACUUGGGGGUUGUCCCUACGCAGAAGGUGCCUCUGGGAAUGUGGCCACUGAGGACGUGGUCUAUAUGCUCUCGGGAUUGGGAAUCACAACGGGUGUUGACCUUAACAAAGUAAUGGAAGCUGGAAACUUCAUCUCCACGGCCUUAAAUCGAAAGACCAACUCCAAAGUUGCUCAGGCCUGCUACAAGCCAUAAUAAAAGAUAUGCAUACAUGUACACCAUCCACACUGCAGAGAAGGGAUGCAAAACAUCCUGUGUCAUUUUUUAUGCAUUCAGAUGCUGUAGCUUAGAUUAUCUAUUCCUUUGGCACAGUACACCAAAGUGAUGCCUUCAAACCAGCCCUGAAAGGGAGCCAGAAAUCCAGAAAAAAGUAAAAACAAAAAAAUGCAACUUGUGUGGCUCAGGAGAAUGUCUCACUUGGGCUGCAGGGGUGUUCUGGAAGCAAUAAAAAUGGGAAAGUAGGAGCCAUCUGAGGACCAAGCCAUAAGGAUAAUCCUGGUACAAGGAAGGAUGGCACCUCUCUGUGAGCAAAGGGUAUUGGAGUGAAACAUGGAAAAGGAAGAAUUUAAAAAGAAAAGGAGCGCAAGAAGGAGCCACAAAGAAAACAAAAAGAAACUGUCAAAAACAGAAGUGACAGAGUUGGCAAAACGUGAAAGGAUGAAACUAAAUAAGAGGAGUGGCAUAAUGGGCAAAUGUAAACAGACAAAACUAAAAAAAGAGGAGUGUCAGGAUGGGUAAAAUGUGAAAGGAUGAAACUGAACAAGAGGAACGUCAGAAUGGGUCAAAUGCGAAAGGAUGAAAGUAAACAAGAGGAGCGCCAGAAUGGGUAAAAUGCGAAAGGAUGAAACUAAACAAGAGGAACGCCAGAAUGGGCAAAUGUAAACAGACAAAACUAAAAAAAGAGGAGUGUCAGAAUGGGAAAAAUGUGGAAGGAUGAAACUGAACAAGAGGAAUGUCAGAAUGGGUCAAAUGUGAAAGGAUGAAAGUAAACAAGAGGAACAUCAGAAUGGGCAAAUGUAAACAGACAAAACUAAAAAAAGAGGAGUGUCAGAAUGGGAAAAAUGUGAAAGGAUGAAACUGAACAUGAGGAACGUCAGAAUGGGUCAAAUGUGAAAGGAUGAAAGUAAACAAGAGGAGCACCAGAAUGGGUCAAAUGUGAAAGGAUGAAACUAAAUAAGAGUACCAUCAAAAUGCACAAAUUGAUAAAAAAAAUGAAACUAAAAAAGAGGAAUAUGAGAAUGGACAUAGUGGUGGAAAAAACAGAAAAAUCAAAGUGUUAAUGGAUAUAGUGGAAAACAAGGAAAUUUACAAAAUGCAAGAAAUACUGCCCACCUGUUUAUAUAUUAAGAAAAAAUAAUACAUUUAAAAAGAUUGUUCAUGAAAAACAAAAUGGAAAAUGGAUAAACAAACAAUGGGAGUGACAGAAGGUGAAAAAAGGAACAUCAGAAUGAACAAAGCAGGAAACGAGGAAAGUAGCAAGAACUGAAAUGACAGAAUGGCAAAAAUUGAAGAAUGAUAGAUGAACCAAAGAUGAGUCAGAAUGGGCACAGUGGAAAAUGAGGGAGUGGGCAGGACCUUUAUAGCCUAUAUGGCAUCUCCAUGAACAUGAAAGAAUGCGCCCUGAGACAGACUGGCAUCUCAUCCAGGGUUGGUUCCAGCCUUGCAUCUGGAGCUCUCCCCAUAGUCUCUGGUACCCCUUCAUUUUAAAAUUAUAGAAAAUGGAUUCAGUGAAGGGGAAAGUGGUGCAGCUCCUUAAACCAGAAGACUCCCAGUUCAAUGGCUGCCUCACUGUGUGACCCUGAUCAAGUCACUUAACCUACAGGGGCUCCAACGGUAAACAGUGGCAAUGCACCCUGAGCUUGUAAAUUGCCUCGGAUUAAUGUUUCAGCCUAAGGCAAUUUGUUGUUCUAGAAAAUGCAGGAUCCAGCCGCUGUUUAUUAAUUCUUAUUUUUCAUUGUGGCUAACGCCUUUCAUAAUGAACAAGCUCACUAAAGCUCACAAAAAAGAAAAAAAAAGUGCAAUUCCAACUGUAAAAGGUUAAAAGAAUGCCAACUGGAAAUUGUUCUGUUUUACCAAAUUUAAUAUUAAUUUGCACAUUUAUGUAUAUACAUCACGUAAUUUAUAUUAUAGCUUUGCACCUGAACUCAGUGAAAGGUGCCGUACAAAAAUAAAGUGAAUUCCAAUCCA
Molecule: messenger RNA, 3246 nt
Organism: Erpetoichthys calabaricus (reedfish)
Lineage: Eukaryota; Metazoa; Chordata; Cladistia; Polypteriformes; Polypteridae
Gene: hmgcll1
Product: 3-hydroxymethyl-3-methylglutaryl-CoA lyase-like 1
Exons: 9
Coding region: 247-1254 (335 amino acids)
Biological process (GO): L-leucine catabolic process; ketone body biosynthetic process
Molecular function (GO): hydroxymethylglutaryl-CoA lyase activity
Source: RefSeq, a predicted model, not a curated record